Protopterus annectens (West African lungfish) is the source of this 540-nucleotide messenger RNA. RefSeq names its product carbohydrate-responsive element-binding protein-like. Gene Ontology annotation, molecular function: RNA polymerase II cis-regulatory region sequence-specific DNA binding; DNA-binding transcription factor activity, RNA polymerase II-specific; protein dimerization activity. The coding region runs from base 1 to 540 and encodes 179 amino acids. Lineage: Eukaryota; Metazoa; Chordata; Ceratodontiformes; Protopteridae. The record is from RefSeq and is a predicted model, not a curated record. Gene Ontology annotation, cellular component: nucleus. Gene Ontology annotation, biological process: regulation of transcription by RNA polymerase II. The transcript has 6 exons.
AUGCUGCAAGAGCCUAUUAAUCGACGAUCCAGCCAUAUUUCAGCAGAACAUGUACGGCGUUGCAGCAUUAACCUGGGCUUUACAACACUGGCUUCCCUGGUGUUACCUCUUCAUUCACAGCCUACUCUGAAGAACAUCAGCAAGGCUGCCCUGUUGCAGAAGUCAGCAGAGUACAUCAAGUGGCUGCAGAGUGAGCGUCAACACAUUCAGGAAGAGAUGGAAAAAGUGCGGAGUGAAAUCACAGAACUGAAUAAUACAAUCAAUGAAUAUCAGCAGCAGCUGCCUGCCACUGGUGCCCCUCCUGCCCGCCAGCAUUCCAGCCACUUGACAGACAUGUUUGAUGACUAUGUUCGCAGUAGGACCUUGCAGAACUGGAAAUUCUGGGUUUUUAGCAUCAUGGUGCGUCCAUUGUUUGACACAUAUACAGAGACUGUUUGCACAGCUAGCCUUGAAGAUUUCUGUCGCACAGUUCUGUUGUGGCUUGAAAAACACUGCUCUCUUCCCAUUUUUCGCAAAAGAAGUGUUUUUAGAGAAGUAUGA